Camellia sinensis is the source of this 444-nucleotide messenger RNA. RefSeq lists its product as uncharacterized. Lineage: Eukaryota; Viridiplantae; Streptophyta; Magnoliopsida; Ericales; Theaceae. The record is from RefSeq and is a predicted model, not a curated record.
AUGAAGAAGGUUGAGGAAUAUUGCAAGGUAGAGGAUGAUGCUCUCCAUGUCAAAGUCGGACAAAAAGACCUGGAAACGGUGACACCUGCCCUGAUUAGCUUCGAUGAUACUAAUCUUGAACGGUGGAUCUUACCCCAUGAUGAUGCCCUUGUCAUUGAGUUGCACAUGAACCGAUUCAUCGUCAAACGUGUUUUGAUUGAUCAAGGAAACACCUCAGAGAUAAUGUACUACAAGACAUUCCCUAAGCUCAGUUUCACCGAUUCAGACCUCCAGCCAGCAGAAUAUCCCUUCUUCGACUUUAACGCCAAUCUUGAAUACCCUAUUGGAAAGAUCACAUUACCAGUGCGCGCAGGCACCAGAUCGAUUGACAUGGAACUUCUGGUUGUCAAGCUUUCAUUACCAUACAAUAUAAUCAUGGGCAGAACCUGGUUGCACGCAAUGUAG